Molecule: messenger RNA, 1746 nt
Organism: Aspergillus campestris IBT 28561
Lineage: Eukaryota; Fungi; Ascomycota; Eurotiomycetes; Eurotiales; Aspergillaceae
Product: ankyrin repeat domain-containing protein
Exons: 1
Coding region: 1-1746 (581 amino acids)
Cellular component (GO): nucleus; cytoplasm
Molecular function (GO): protein binding
Source: RefSeq, a predicted model, not a curated record
AUGAAAACGUUCCCUGAAGCGGACGUUAUCUGGUGGAACGCAGACUCCUACUACGUUCGAUGUCCAUUCUGCGAAGCAAUUCAUCGCCACGCGGUAAACUGGAAAACAAACAAGUUGAGGAUUUCACAUUGCGAGAAGAUGAAGGCUUACCGUUGCUGCUUUCCCAUAAAUGAUAAGCGUGAGGUCGCGUAUGAAAUAGAUAAGAGACGGGGACGCUAUACCAAUAUUUGCGUAUUGCAUGAUAGUGAUACGGAGGACGACGAUGAUGUUGAUCACCUGGCGAUGGAAUUUGCGCGAAAGGCUAUGGUCGCAGUACAGAGAGAAGAAACAUAUGCAGAUAUAUAUGAACAAUCAAGGGAGGUCGUCACCGUUGAUCUAGGACUCGAGCUAGAGCCAGUUGAACAAAAGAAAAUACUUGAAGUGAUCAGUGCUUGUGUUCAAGGGAAGACGAGAGCGGUGCAGAGAUACUUGGAGACUUCUAGCGAGGCUCCGCUGUUUGUUCGAGGACGAGUUUCCGCGGGUCAAACAACCCUUAUCCUGGCAGCAGCUGAGCAGAGUACCGAGAUGGUGUCGCUCCUAAUUGAGCACAAUGCCGAUGUGAAUGCUGUUGACAAUUAUGGACGAAGCCCCCUUAUGGAAGCAGCACUCUUUGGUCGGGUCGACAAUGUCAAGGUUCUCCUAGACCACGGUGCAGACAAGGGUGCACGGGAUGAUGAAAACCGACUUGCUAUCGAUUUCGCUCGAGACCAUUACAAAAGCCGACGGGAGAGAUACAGCCGUGCCGGAGGCGACUUUACACCUUACUCCAGCCGACGACUAGCCUAUUCGGAGGAUACAUUCAAAAGGGACAUUGACCGUCAGGAAAUCGUACGCCUCCUCGGCGGGGAGAACAGAAAGUCAAAGAUUGUCUUUGGGCGCCCUCCGACCUUAUCGCUAUCUAAGUCCUACUCUUUUAAACGCUCUCCAAUGCACGACUCGCUGGUUCUAAACGGGCCAAUCGAAGAGUAUCGAAUCCCCAGUAGGUGGAAGACGGUGGCGAGAUUGGAACGAGGCGGAAAAUUCCCGUCCGUCGGCGCGAUGAGCGGAUGGUCACAUCAAUCGGCGGAGUCCCUCAGGGUCGAUGGGCGGCAGUGGACCGACGACGUCUUUCACAUUUCGGAAGUAGUGGGUCAUCGCCUGUCUUCUCACGACUACGAUCAGGGUACAGAUGGCCAGUACAAUGCAUCCCAUGCAGAAAAGCAGUUGAUAGCAUACUUUAUUGAUCGUCAUGCUUUUCUUCCACGCGACAGUCUCCCAAAUUUGGAGCUAGAGGAAAGGAUCAGGUCUGUGAAGGAUGAACUUUGGGAUUUCCUUUCGAGCUCCGAUAUAGGGGCCAAUGUGGCAUCCCUCAGAAAGGAGAAGGAUGAUAUAGAGCUCGAGCUUUUCGACGGGGACGAAAAGCUCGUCGGAAAACAUGAUGAGGUCAAAGCGCUCCAGCUACGGCUCAAGACCAUUGAAACAACCCUAAACCGGCUAUUAGCCACCCAGGCCCGACCUUUACUGAAGCUAGAAAGCCAACUGGUAAUUCUCAAUCGGCAGCUAAACACACAUGCCAACCUAGUUGAUAUGACAAAUUCGCCCCCGCCAGCUUCAUUAGCUGAGGCGGUCAUAUUGAUCAGCUCGCCUCCUUGUCAGGACUGUAGGGAGUUUCAGGACAAAGUUAACAGGUUCUUUGGAUUGUCUAUUCAGUUAUUCGCGGCAAUCUGA